AUGAAUGUGCUGCCUCAAGCCAUCCUGCAAAGCCCAAGGGAGCAUCCCAGGUUCAUAGAGCAGAUUGUUUGCCCCUCAUUAGAUUUUGCAAGGAUUCACUUGAUCAAAGACAAAGAUGGCAUAGACGAUUAUUUGGCAAAGAAUAUCAAAGGCUUGUCAAAACAAGAAGCUGCUGCUAACAGGAAUUCAUACAAGAAGAACAUCUGCAUAGACAUGCUGCGACAGGGUUAUCACGCGUCCUUCUCCGAGCUCCUCACUCUGAUACAGAAGUGGAAUGCCUUGAGGGAGGCUGCAGGGCCUGGGUCAGACAUAUGGCAGCAGAAGUCCCUGGAGGAGCAGCCUGAUAAGCUGGAUCAGCUUUACCACUUCCUGACCAGGGCUGAGGGGGCCCAGCGAGCAGGGCUCUAUGAGGAGGUGUAUGACAACCAGCUUCAGCUGGCCUACUCUUUCACUGACCCUGAGGACAAAUGGUUGAGUAAUUAUUUUUAUGAGCAAUGCUUUAAGACCGCUCAACGAGUCAAAAUAGAUGGUGGGAAGAGAGAGGCACAAGCACAUGUCAACAUGGGCCUCAUCAGUGAGGAGCAAGGUCAUAUCAUGAGAGCUGCUGAGCAUUAUGAGGCAUUUUAUCAGCUCACACAGGGUUCGACGUGGAAGGAUGAGGCAGGCCGUCCUUACAAUUCACUGGCAUGUGAGCAUCUCUGGAGGAUUCAUACAUUACUAGCAGACAAAAUGCUGGGAAAUAAAGAACACAAACAGGCCAUCAAAACCCUAAUAAAAGCUUCAAACCUGGCAAAAGAAGGAGGUGAUAAGAAGUUGGAAGGAGAAGCUGCUUAUUGCUUGAGUCUGGCAUAUUAUUUUGCUGGAGAGCAGCAGACAGCAUUAUCACUUUUGGACACCUCUGUGAAAAUCUUCAGAGCACUUUGUGAUUCUGCUGGCCUAGGCAGAGCUUAUGCAGCUAUAACCAAGAUCCUGGUAAGCCAGGGGAAGGAGACUGAAACUGUGAAGUACUUGGAAGAGUUUAUGAAGUAUGCUGAGGACUCUCAUCUAAACCAAAGCCUGGUGGAUGCAUGUGUACUACUUGGCAAUAUUUACAACCAAAGGGGGAAACCCAAGGAAGCUUCCGACUGCUUCAACCAGGCUCGCGAGGCAGCCGCAGCUUUAGACCAGCUGCCCUUAAUGGAUGAAGUGAAGGCUUGCUGUGGCAUUGCAAAGGCUCAUGAGCUAAGAGUGGCAUUUAACAGCCAUAUAGAAGCAGAAGAUCCUGUCAGCCUCAGGUACCUGCUGGCAUGGAAGGAGAAGAGAAGUGACAUGUGCAGUGACCCUCUCCCAGCCGGGGCCUCUCUCAGAGCUGAGAAUUCCCUUCUGCGGGGGAGGGAAUUGCCGAACCCCUCCCCACCGCUGCCUAAGUGCUGCCGGAGCAGCGGGUGUCUCUGCCUGGGGCCACGGGGGCUGGCACUGCGGAGCUCUCUGCCACUUCCCCGGGGGGGAGGACACCGGCCCUGCCGCACGGCUGUCACCGCCACCUCCUCGCCGUUAUUUACAUCCGUCUUUAGCACUCUAAUUACCCGCUUUAUUGCUUUCGCCUGGGGGAAGCCCGGGGACAGCGGCGCAGGGGAGGACCCUCCCCGCAAUACCCCUGCCGCUCUCCACUCUGCACUGCCGUGGGGAGGGAAAGGGGGGUACACACAGAGCUCAGCCGGGAUUUCCUCCUCCCCGCCGGGUUUUCAGCAGGAUUUCGGGCGGGGAGGGGCGGAGCAGGUCUCUGGAGGCGGACGGGACCCGCCGCUGCAUAGGGCCGGGGGAGUCCCGGAGAAACCUGACGGUGAGCUCCCCGCAGCCCAGCCUCUUGGGUCGGCUUCGUCGUUUUGCACCAGCGCAGCGGAGGAACAAACUGACAGAAUAGAUGGAUUUCCAUCUGAGCAAAGGAGGUAA
Indicator indicator is the source of this 1932-nucleotide messenger RNA. RefSeq names its product tetratricopeptide repeat domain 29 (gene TTC29). Gene Ontology annotation, molecular function: protein binding. NCBI's taxonomy places the organism in Eukaryota, Metazoa, Chordata, Aves, Piciformes, Indicatoridae. The record is from RefSeq and is a predicted model, not a curated record. The transcript is spliced from 10 exons. The coding region runs from base 1 to 1932 and encodes 643 amino acids.